AUGGACGCUAUCAAGAGAGAUGAACCAUUUCACAAACAAACGCGAAGGUUGCUUUCCCCAGCGUUUUCAACUAAAUACGUCGCAUCAUUAAAACUGUUGAUGGCUUCGUUCGUUAUCGAUUUAAUUGAUAAAGUUGACGAUUAUUUAAAGCAAAAUAUCAUUGCAGGCAGGAUAUUAUCAGAAACUUGUUUAGAGGGUAAUUUCAUAGUGUCGAAACAUCAUCCAAUUCCAAGAAAAGUAAACUCGGAAUUACGAGGAAGGGUUUUUAGAUCAAUGUUUGCUUUACUUCAUCUCCUUUUGAAUAUAGAUCCAUACUUGUGUAAUGUAAAUAAUAUUAGACGUGGUAAAGAUGGUCAAAUGUCAGAUUUUGAAAUAAUUGAUAAAAUAUUAGAAUUUUUAAUUGCUGGAACUGAAGAUACACGUUACAAGAGGAAUUUGACAAUGCUUUUGGAGAUUUAUAACGUUAAAUUACCUAUGCACUAUCAAUUGAAAUCUUUACCUUAUCUAAAUGGUGUUAUUAAUGAAACCAUGAGAUUAUGGCCUGUUGUAUUGCGUUUAUUAUUUUUAGGCGUUGGAAAAUCGCCUGCAGAAGAUAACAAAUUUAGUAUUGAAUUUUUAUCGGUUACGUCACAACCAAUGUUAAAGAAUUUUUACCGGAAAAAUGUUCAGACAUAG
Funneliformis geosporum is the source of this 675-nucleotide messenger RNA. NCBI's taxonomy places the organism in Eukaryota, Fungi, Glomeromycota, Glomeromycetes, Glomerales, Glomeraceae. The record is from the annotation of a GenBank genome assembly.